AUCAAUCAAAAAAUAAUUUUGGUUAUUGCCAUUGCCAGUGUUUGAUUUUUAUAAAUUUAUACCUAACUUAAAGUUAAAUGAAUAUUGUUAAAUACUGGAGGCAAAAUAUGUCUCAACCGCCGGCGAAUAAAAAGCGACCCUCGUCUACACAAAAUAUCAAAGUAGUAGUUCGUGUUAGGCCUUUGAAUAAAGAGGAGAUCGAAAAGAAAGUCAAAUCAGUUGUAUCAUGUGUGUCUUUAAAGGAGAUUCUUACAAAAGAGAAAAAAUAUCAGUUCGACAGAGUUUUUCAGCCGGACAGUUCACAAAUGGAUAUUUAUUCGUAUGUCGUAGCUCCGAUGAUUUCGGACGUUCUUGAGGGAUAUAAUUGUACGGUUUUUGCUUAUGGUCAAACAGGAACAGGGAAAACACAUACAAUGACGGGGGGUGAUCCUACAUUGAGUGCAAAUGUACAUUGGAGGACAGAUGAUCUAGCUGGGUGUAUACCCAGGGCAGCUGCUAAUAUUUUCGAUGAAAUUGGUUUAAUGGACGCAGUAGAUUAUAAUGUUAGAGUCUCGUUUCUUGAAUUGUACAAUGAAGAGGUCAGGGAUUUGCUCUGCGAGGAAGAGAGACCCUCUCCAUUGAAUCUUUUUAACGAUUCCAAAGGUUCAAUUUACAUUCAAAACCUAAAUGAGAUCACAGUUUUCAGUAGCCAAGACAUUUACAUAUUAUUGCAAAAAGGUACUCACAAAAGACAAACCGCCUCGACCUUAAUGAACAAUCACAGUUCCAGAUCUCACACUGUGUUUACUAUUACCGUGCAUAUUAGAGAAGUAACAAUGACCGGCGAGGAUGUACUAAAAAGUGGUAAAAUUAAUCUUGUUGAUUUAGCCGGCAGCGAAAACAUCGCAAAAUCCGGUGCUAAAGAUAAAAGAGCACAAGAACUAGCCAAUAUCAAUAGGUCGCUUCUCACAUUGGGUCGAGUAAUUCAGAUUUUAGCAGAGAAGAAUAAUAAGCAUGUUCCGUACAGAGAUUCAAAACUAACAAGGAUACUUCAAGACAGUCUUGGUGGACAUACAAAAACUUGCAUUAUUGCAACAAUAUCUCCAUCUUCCAGCUCAUUUGAAGAAACACAGAGCACUUUAGACUAUGCUUGCCGAGCUAGAGAUAUAAGAAACACACCAACUGUCAACGAGAAAGUCACCAAACAACAGAUGAUUAAGGAUAUGGGCCACGAAAUUGAAAAACUGAAAAAAGACUUGGAAGCUGCCCGGACUGGAACAGGUGUAUACAUUGACAAAGAAAACUGGGAACAAAUAAACUCCGAUAUACAGUCAACUGCCUACACGCUAAACCUAAAAAACGAGGUUAUCGACGAUAUGAAAAAGAAACUGGCCGAGUUGGAACAGUUAAGGGACACCAAAAUCAAAGAGUUCGAUCAAAUCAUGAACGUGUGCAUGAAAAAAGACAAGAUCAUCGAAAAAGCGAAACAUUUAUUAAGUAAAAUGACGGUAAACUUGAAACAGGAAGAGUACAUAUCGAACUAUUACGCGGUUGCGGCAAACGAAACUACGCUCAAAGCCAAAGAGCUGUUUGAAACGACAAAAAAACUAUCGGUCAAUCAAGAAAUUUUACAGAGGAAACUCGAAAAUCAGUAUUAUACUAAUUACACCAACGAAAAAAUAGUGAAGGAAAAAAGUGUGGGUCUGAGUCAAACUAUAAGCUCUGCGGCGGAAAAGGUUGAAGAUUUGAGGAAUUCGUCUGGCCUUCGUUUAAAUAAUGUGAGAAUGAAUUUGGAUUUUCUUGCGAGUACACAAGCGGAUGCGGUCGAAGCUAAGAAACUGAGUUUUGAAACGCAGACAAAGACCGCGUUGGAGAGUAUGGUAAAACGUGUUACUUGUCGAUCGGAGUUUAAUAUUGGUAAAAUUGAUAACGUGUUGGGUUUGGUGGAGAAUAAUGUUCAAGACUGCAGUAAUACAUCUUCUGAGUUUGAAAGUUAUGAUCGAAAUGUGACAUCAAAAAUGAAAUCUUUUACGGACGUUAUAGCGGUGCUGUAUAGCGGGUUGCAGCAGCAAAGGCAAGAGGAAAUUCAACAGCUUCAAGAUCUAGAAAAAUUCUCGGAUAUCACUAGAAGUCGGAUAAAGCAAGUAGAACAUUUCUUAGGUGUAAUAGAAUCUUCGAAUGUACUCGGUAUGGAACAGAAAGUCCCGGAAAAGACUGUGAUAGAACAGAAAUUGUGUGAUAUGAAAAAUAGGUCGGAAACUACGACCCAUGAAUUAUGUACUUUAAGGAAUUCUUUAAAACUAGAACCAGAAAUUUGUUCACAGUAUGAAUCGGAAAUUAUUGAGGUUGAAAAUAGUGAUAUAAAAAUGCUGGAAACGCAAGUGGGUACGAUGACAACUAAGAUCGACGACACGCGGCAAGAAAUAGCGAGCUUAGAAGAAGAAAUCGAAAGCUACACAACGCAAGUGAGUGUCUUGGCCAGAGAGGUGGACAAUGCGUUAAAGCAUGAUAUAGUGUCCAGCAUAAUACCUGUCCAGCGAGGCGGCGACACUCCCAAGCAGAACAACCUGAACUUGCCGAAACGGAUGGGAGAGACCACGCUGCCGAGGGAUGUGCUAGUCAAACGGUUCAAAGAUGAAUUUUCGCCGAACAUCGAAAACGAAUCGUUCCAUUUAAAUAUUUCGACGGAUUCAAUACAACCGUUAGAGGACGAUUCAAACGAAGAAAGCAGAGAAUCGUUAGAGUCCAGCAAAUAAUAUUUUAAGGUUUUUUAUUUAAUGAACGCCUAUUUAAUAGUUUUAAGGAUGGAGAUGUGUGAGGUUUGGUGUGAUGCAGAUGUGUGAGGUGUAUCCAUUUGUAAUAUAUAUUAUAUACUUUUAAUUUUUGUACUAAAAAUGUCUAUUAUAAGAAAGAAGUUUUUCUUUGAGUGCAAUUCCGAUGAGUUUGAAUAAAAAAUAUAUUGACAGGUUUGUCUAGGAAAUAUACUAUUCAUGAUUCAUGCAUCACACAUUUUACUUUAUAAAAAACGAACCGUGUUUUUGUUUUAUUUCCUUCCGUAAUGCUUAGAUGUAUGGUUGUG
This is a messenger RNA of Sitophilus oryzae (rice weevil), 3058 nucleotides long. RefSeq names its product kinesin-like protein KIF11 (gene Klp61F). The transcript is spliced from 11 exons. NCBI's taxonomy places the organism in Eukaryota, Metazoa, Arthropoda, Insecta, Coleoptera, Curculionidae. Gene Ontology annotation, biological process: microtubule-based movement. The record is from RefSeq and is a predicted model, not a curated record. Bases 78 to 2735 code for a protein of 885 amino acids. Gene Ontology annotation, molecular function: ATP binding; microtubule binding; plus-end-directed microtubule motor activity.